ACCUGAAAUCUUGAAUAAGUUUCAUAAGAAUAAGUUGUGUUCCUUUCCUAAACAUGAAAAUUUUGAUGGCAUGAAUUCGGGAUAGUCUCAUAUUAUUUGAAAACAAAUAAAGAAACUAAAGGUGUUGUAAUUUAUGGAUCAAAAAGUUCGAAUUUUCCAGAAAUAAUUUUGAUAAAACUUUGAAAAUUUUCGUUUUUUUUUUUCUAAAUUUAGAUGGUGGUCUUAAUCAAGGUUUAAUUGAUAGUAGUCAACGAGAUAUUAAUAAAUAUUGUCAAACAGAAGUUAUUGAAAAUUAUGAUGAGGAUAAUGAGUCCGAUGAAGAUAUAGACGACAACGAUGAUAAUAAUACAGGAAAAAAUAAUCGUACAGAUAAUCAUAGUGAUGAUGAAAUAAUCAGUCGUAAAAUGAGUGGUGAAAUAAUUCAAUGUUUACGUUUAAAAUAUAUCAAUACAUCAAUUACAUUAGAAUCCCAAUGUGUAUCAGAAUUAGUUGAUGUUAUACAAACAGCAAAACUUGAUGGUAAGCUUGAUAUUAAACUAUAUCAAAGUUGUCGAAAAUUACUUAAUAGUGAAUGUACUGAUAUGGAUCAAGAAGAUUGCUUAAAAUUACUUUAUCAAAAAAAUAAAAUUGAUGAUGAUGCUUGUAUUGAACAAGUGAAACAUGUUAUAAAAGAAGGACAAGCUUAUAUACGUCUUGAUCGAAAAUUAUCAGUUGCAUGUCGAGCUGAUGUUUUGCAAUAUUGUAAUGAUAUUCCUAUAGGUAAAAUGAAUUGA
This is a messenger RNA of Rotaria sp. Silwood1, 773 nucleotides long. NCBI's taxonomy places the organism in Eukaryota, Metazoa, Rotifera, Eurotatoria, Philodinida, Philodinidae. The record is from the annotation of a GenBank genome assembly.